Molecule: messenger RNA, 1889 nt
Organism: Glycine soja
Lineage: Eukaryota; Viridiplantae; Streptophyta; Magnoliopsida; Fabales; Fabaceae
Product: carboxyl-terminal-processing peptidase 3, chloroplastic-like
Exons: 12
Coding region: 149-1675 (508 amino acids)
Biological process (GO): proteolysis
Molecular function (GO): serine-type peptidase activity; protein binding; endopeptidase activity
Source: RefSeq, a predicted model, not a curated record
UGGGGCCCACAACAAAGUCUCAACAACAGGGCACAGCACAAUACACACCUUAACGGUCACGACCAACACCGAACAUUGAGUUAUUCUAUUUCUCCCGAGUAUUCUGUUCUCCUUUAUUAAGCAGCUAAAAAUUUUAAGGAAAGGGAAAAUGAAGAAUCUUUGUCAGAAUUUUGAUGUUAGAGCCACGAUUCCGGUUAAAAUAGGAAAAAAAUCGACUUGGGAUGUUUUGUUUCCUCGUAGGUUGUGGUUGCCGACGUGGACGUGUGAUCAGAGGAAGGAGGGGAAGUUGAACUUAAAGGUGCAGUGCGGUACUAGGAAAGAAGGGUGGGUUGAAUCUGCGGGAAAAAGCGCGUUUGGGUUUGGCGUUUCGGCCGCGGUUUUGUUCUCUGCGUUCUGCUACUCGCCCGCGGCGCUUGCAGAGUCCCUCACCGUUGCUUUUCCCGUGUCUCGGGCGCCUGAGGUAAAUGCAGUUCAAAGAACUCUUGUGGAAGCAUGGGGUUUAAUUCGAGAAACAUUUGUUGAUCCUACAUUUAAUCAUCAAGAUUGGGAUUUGAAGUUGCAGCAAACAAUGGUGGAAAUGUUUCCCCUGAACUCAGCUGAUGCAGCAUACACAAAACUCCGUGGAAUGCUUUCUACCCUUGGAGAUCCUUUCACUCGAAUUAUCAGCCCAAAGGAAUACCAAGGGUUUAAAAUUGGAAGUGAUGGGAACGUACAAGGAGUGGGAUUGUUCAUAAAUGUUGAACCAAGAACAGGACAUUUGGUUGUCUUGUCAUGUGUAGAUGGCAGUCCAGCUGCUCGUGCUGGUAUACAUCAAGGGGAUGAAUUGAUUGAGAUAAAUGGUGAGAGGCUUGAUGGCAUUGAUAGUGAAACUGCAGCACAAAGGCUUAGAGGGAAUGCUGGAACAACUGUUACAGUAAAGGUCAAAGACUCAGGAACAAGAUCUUUUAUCCGAGAGGUCAAACUUCCUAGGGAGUAUAUUAAGCUCUCUCCAAUAUCAAGUGCCAUCAUCCCUCAUAGAUCCCCAGAUGGUCAUUUCACAAAAACUGGCUAUGUGAAAUUGUCAGCCUUCUCUCAGACUGCUGCUGAAGACAUGAGGAAUGCCAUUCAGGAAUUGGAAAAUCAAGGAGUACACUCGUACAUAUUAGAUCUACGGAACAAUCCUGGUGGUUUGGUAAAAGCCGGCCUUGAUGUUGCACAGAUGUGGUUAGAUGGAAAUGAGACUCUAGUGAACACAAUCGAUAGAGAUGGGAACAUGCUACCCAUUAAUAUGGUCGAUGGACAUGCUAUAACACAUGAUCCACUUGUGGUGAUUGUCAAUGAGGGAAGCGCAAGUGCCAGUGAGAUUUUAGCCGGGGCAUUACAUGAUAACGGUCGAGCUAUUCUUGUGGGGCACAAAACAUUUGGUAAAGGAAAGAUUCAGAGUGUCACUCAGCUUCAUGAUGGGUCAGCACUCUUUGUUACAGUGGCAAAAUAUCUAUCACCAGCCCUUCAUGACAUAGAUCAGGUUGGGAUAACACCAGAUGUGCAAUGCACAACAGAAAUGCUCAAUUCAACCAAGGAUAUUUCAAAUUCAACCAAAGACAAGGCCUCAGUCUCAUCUCUGGAAGCAGAUUCAUGCAUAAUGGUAGCAGAACAUGAGUUGGAUUUGGAGGAGUCCAUGGGAACUGCUUCUUGAACAUUCAAUUUCCUUAUAUCACACUUUCUUUUCAAUGUUUAACAGUUGAAAGAAAGGGUAGUUUAGUGCUGAUGUGUCAGCCAAUUCAUCAUUUUGUACUAUGUUACAUUGGGAUCACUAGUUGUCAUGGGUAUAUAAAACAGAGAAACAGAUUGUAUUGUAUAUACAAUUGAAUAGAAUAAUAGAAAAUUUAACUCCUAGUUGAAGCACGACA